This is a messenger RNA of Capsella rubella, 190 nucleotides long. RefSeq lists its product as uncharacterized. The record is from RefSeq and is a predicted model, not a curated record. Lineage: Eukaryota; Viridiplantae; Streptophyta; Magnoliopsida; Brassicales; Brassicaceae. The coding region runs from base 1 to 108 and encodes 35 amino acids. The transcript has a single exon.
AUGGCUCUUUUCGCCAUAAAUCUCGAUAUAUUCGGGCAUGAAUCGGUGAGCCAAUUAUGGGCCAGACCGAUUGUGGAUUGGGUUGAGUAUGUGCGGAUCGGGCUCUGAUACCAUAUUAGAUUGUGGGGUUCCAACCUAAAACCAAUUGGAAAUGAGUGGAGAGGCCCAUAUAUCUUAUAUACUAGUCAGU